AUGGCUGUAUUGCGCCCCUUGGUCACGUUUUUCGUGGCGAUUUGCAUCUUCAAUUUUCAUGCCGAUGGCUUCCCUCUUGUGUCCAGGGAGAUCCAUGCAGAGCUGGCAGGAGACCAGAAGAGGAGCUUUUCCAUCAAGGAUAACAAGUUUUACAAAGAUGGUCAGCCAUUCCAGAUAUUUGCUGGGGAACUGCAUUACUUUCGAAUCCCAAAAGCGUACUGGCGCGAUCGAAUGCAGCGAGUCAAGGCCUUGGGCUUUAAUGCGAUCCAGACUUAUGUUGCUUGGAAUUUUCACGAGAGUAAGAAGCGACAGUACAGAUUCUCGGGGUCACACAAUGUUGAAGAGUUCAUGGCCUUGGCCCACGAGCUGGGUGCUGAAUGGGAAUUCGGAGGAUUCCCUUCUUGGCUCUUGAAGAAUCAAGAGCUCGUCCUGCGGACCUACGAGCCAAAUUACAUCCAGGAGGUGGAGAUUUGGUUUCGGAGAUUUCUAUACCAGCACGGUGGUCCAGUCAUCAUGAUUCAGAUUGAAAACGAGUUCGGAAGCUAUGGAGAUGUCUCGAAGAUCGCAGCUGAUCGAAAGUAUCUCAAUCAUCUGAUCCACCUCUGCAGAAGCCUUCUUGGACCGCAGGUCUUCGCUCCACACUCCAGUUGUCUUGCAAGCAGUGACCACGUGCUCCAGGUCAUCUUGUACACGACAGACUUCGGGGACAUCAACAGCAUGCGACGAGGAUCGUUGAAUGGAAGUGUCGUCCUCAGCGCUGGCGACUUCGGCCCCAGUGGCAACGUGACAGAGGCUAUGCUUGCUCAGCUGGAGAUGAACCCAAAAGGUUUAGCACCCCUGUUCUGCUCAGAAUACUAUCCAGGUUGGUACAGCGUUUGGGGUCAAGCGAACGUCUCCCGUACCUCUACAAGGGCAGCGGUCACUACACUCAGGACCAUGAUAGAGCAAGGGUUCUCUUUCAGUAUGUACAUGGUGCACGGAGGGACAAAUUUCGGUUUCUGGAGCGGAGCAAACAUUCUAGACAACUCACGUCCGUAUCAGUAUGCGUCCAUCAUCACAUCCUACGACUACUCAUCUCCGAUAUCUGAGUGUGGGGAGCAUGGGGUGGGCUCGGACAACCUGGACAAGUUUGAAGCGCUCCAGUCUCUGCUGCGGAACUUUUCUCGAACGCCUCUUCCUCCUGAGCCGCCUGCAAUCCCUCUUGUGGACCUGGGCACCGUGCAGCUGCCGUGGAAAUCGUCCCUUUGGGAUGUCCUGGACAAGGUCUCCGGCAUUGCAGUCUCAUCCCAGAGGCCUCUCCCCUUUGAGCUGAUCAAUGCCGACUACGGAUUUGUCCUCUACAGCCGCCCUGGGAUCUCCUUGAACAGCAGGGAGAACGGAGAGAAGAAUCUGACCGUCGGGAGAGUCAAGGACAGAGCUCAGGUCUUCAUGGAUCGCGAGUUUGCUGCCGUCAUGUCGCGGCACGAGGAGGGCCCGAGUGUUGCCUCGCUCCUCGUGGGGCCUGACCAAGGCAUCAAGCAGCUCGACAUCCUGGUAGAGAACCUCGGAAGGGUCAACUACGGACAGUUCCUCACAGAUUCCAAGGGCUUGUUUGGACCAGUGUUCUUCGGCGAUGAUGAAAUCGAAGGCGAUUGGCUCAACCUCCCCCUCGUGUUGGACCCUUUCCCGCUGGAAGCUCUGCGCGCCGCCCUCAGAUCAAGAGGCGCCGGCGGCAAAGAACGCGAGCGAGCUCCCUUGUUUCUGAUGGGCGAGUUCAAAUUGCGCCCAGAUCAGAUUGGUGACACCUUCAUCUCAACCCGUAAGCUCGGCAAGGGGUACCUCUGGCUCAACGGCAUCAACCUAGGGAUGUACUGGGAGGAGAUGGGCCCUCAGCACGACCUGUAUGUGCCGGCAAGCUUCCUCAAGCAAGGGGUCAAUGACGUCAUCGCACUUGAACUCGAGCUCAGCUUUGAGAAUUACCGAGGCUCAGUGCGAGUUGCUCCUGAGAUCCUCCUUCGCCCUAAGCCGCCUACCGUCGGGAGUCGCACUAGCUCGGCCUAG
Guillardia theta CCMP2712 is the source of this 2040-nucleotide messenger RNA. RefSeq lists its product as hypothetical. Lineage: Eukaryota; Cryptophyceae; Pyrenomonadales; Geminigeraceae. Gene Ontology annotation, cellular component: vacuole. The record is from RefSeq and is a predicted model, not a curated record. The transcript is spliced from 10 exons. Gene Ontology annotation, molecular function: beta-galactosidase activity. Gene Ontology annotation, biological process: carbohydrate metabolic process. The coding region runs from base 1 to 2040 and encodes 679 amino acids.